Andrographis paniculata is the source of this 1237-nucleotide messenger RNA. RefSeq names its product ubiquinol oxidase 4, chloroplastic/chromoplastic. The record is from RefSeq and is a predicted model, not a curated record. Gene Ontology annotation, molecular function: alternative oxidase activity. The transcript has 9 exons. Lineage: Eukaryota; Viridiplantae; Streptophyta; Magnoliopsida; Lamiales; Acanthaceae. Gene Ontology annotation, cellular component: thylakoid; mitochondrion. Gene Ontology annotation, biological process: alternative respiration. The coding region runs from base 75 to 1121 and encodes 348 amino acids.
GAAAAGAGAAGUCAAAGUAGCUCGCUGCUGCAAGUGCUUAUAUUGAACAUUGCGCAGAGCUCGAGAAGCGAACAAUGGCGAUUUCUGCUGCCUCAUCGAUGGUGUCUGGUAUUUCGAUUCCAUCCUCUUUUCUCCUGAAACCGAAGGAAUUUCCAUUUUCGCCGCUUGCAUCUGUGAAGGCUUUUCAUCGGUGUUACCAUGCUUCGCUUUGUAGUUAUCGCUCUGCUUCGCGGCAGCGCUUCUCCAGAGGAUCGUUUCGGGUUCAAGCAACAACGUUACAAGAAGAUGAAGAGAAAGUAGCAGUGGAAAAGUCGUUUGAUCCUAAAAGUUUUCCGGAGAAGGAAGGAACCUCUGCUCAAUCACCUGAUGGUUCGCCGCCUUCCAGUGAUUUGGAGAAGUCUAUUAUUAAACUUGAGCAAUCCAUAAAUAUUUUCCUUACGGAUUCUGUAAUAAAAAUCCUUGACUCCUUUUACCAAGAUCGCAAUUAUGCAAGGUUUUUUGUUCUGGAAACAAUUGCAAGGGUUCCUUAUUUUGCUUUCAUGUCUGUUCUGCACUUGUAUGAGACAUUUGGAUUGUGGAGAAGAGCUGACUAUUUGAAAGUACAUUUUGCUGAGAGCUGGAAUGAGAUGCAUCAUUUGCUUAUUAUGGAAGAAUUAGGGGGAGAUGAUUGGUGGCUUGACCGGUGGCUUGCUCAGGGUGUUGCAUUUGUUUAUUAUUUCGUGACUGUUUUUAUGUAUUUCUUGAGCCCGAGAAUGGCAUAUCACUUCUCUGAAUGUGUGGAAAGUCAUGCCUUUGAAACUUAUGACAAGUUCAUCAAGGCUCAAAAAGACGAGCUGAAGAGAUUGCCAGCACCUGAAGUUGCUGUCAAAUAUUACACUGGAGGUGACUUGUACUUGUUCGAUGAGUUCCAGACUUCAAGACCUCCCAACACUCGACGACCAAAAAUAGAGAAUCUGUACGACGUGUUCUUAAACAUUAGAGACGACGAAGCUGAACACUGCAAGACAAUGAAGGCGUGCCAAGUCGUCGGCGGCAUCCGGUCGCCGCACUCUCUAGAAGAGGAUUCCGAGUAUGCCGGUGAAGGCAGUGCUGCUGAUCCCCUGGACAAAUCCUCCAACUAAUAAAAUAAGACUAACUGAUUGAGUGAAAAUGCAAAGUUACAAUAUUAUACAGGAUCAGAUGGUGUAGUUUUGUACAUAAUAUAUCUAUAUAUAUAUAUAUUAAAACUUUCCUAAAA